This is a messenger RNA of Papaver somniferum (opium poppy), 639 nucleotides long. RefSeq names its product glutamic acid-rich protein-like. The transcript has a single exon. The record is from RefSeq and is a predicted model, not a curated record. Bases 1 to 639 code for a protein of 212 amino acids. Lineage: Eukaryota; Viridiplantae; Streptophyta; Magnoliopsida; Ranunculales; Papaveraceae.
AUGGCAAAUCAAGGUAGUGAGAAUGCUUCCAACAAUGGUGUUACCAAUAAUCAGAAUGAUCCCCCACUUUCAAACCCCUUUGAACAAGCCAAAAAUCUAGUUCCGACUUUGAGUACCAGUGAACUUCAGCAAUUGAUAGAUCACAUUCAAGCAGAGAUUGAUUAUCGUCAUCAAGAAAUGAUUCAUCGACGUGAAGAAGAAGAACAAAGACGAAGAGAGGAGAAGGAAAAGUAUGAUCGUAAGUUUGCUGCAUGGAAGCCCAAGUUUUUGGCAUAUGAUCAGAGGAAGGGAGAGGAAUGGAUGGAGAAGCAUUCAGAAUGCAAGGGAUAUGGGAGUGCAACAGAUGAGGAUUAUGAUGAAUCAGAAGAGGGGAUGGAGUAUGAUCUUGAGGAGGUGAACACCAGCGAUUUGGACUUUGAUGCUGCAGCAGAUAAAGCAAGGACAAUGCGUGAGGGGGAGAGUAGCAGUGAUAGUGAGGAGACCCUAGAAGAUGAGACCGAUGAAGAUCAGGAUGGAAGUGAUACUGAUGAUGUUGAGAGUACUCCGUCAUCUGUCGACACAUCUCCUGCACCUACUGAAAGUGCUGAUGAGUGGUUCCGAGAAGAGAAGGAUUGGGAUUCUGAUGAUGAUGACUAUUAG